Messenger RNA from Bipolaris sorokiniana ND90Pr, 1033 nucleotides. RefSeq lists its product as uncharacterized. Gene Ontology annotation, cellular component: cytoplasm; nucleus. Gene Ontology annotation, molecular function: cullin family protein binding. Gene Ontology annotation, biological process: mitotic cell cycle; SCF-dependent proteasomal ubiquitin-dependent protein catabolic process. The coding region runs from base 235 to 744 and encodes 169 amino acids. The transcript is spliced from 2 exons. NCBI's taxonomy places the organism in Eukaryota, Fungi, Ascomycota, Dothideomycetes, Pleosporales, Pleosporaceae. The record is from RefSeq and is a predicted model, not a curated record.
ACCAUCAUAGUUGCCUUUCUCUUACUUACCUCUCUUCUGUGCGCAAACCUACAAACACCCCGUCUCUAUAUAACCCCCCGCCGUCGCCUUCUUUGCCUCUCCCAAUACCACCAACCCACUUGCUCCGACCAGUAGCCCAUUGACUUCUGGCUCUGCGCACUUCAUCUCCACCCCAGCCACAGCUUACCCCACUUACACGUCUACUCUACACCACCUCCCCCAACGCCUACUACAAUGGCUUCCACUAAUGCCGAAGGUGUCAAGCUCAUCAGCAUCACCACCUCUGAUGGCGUCAACAUGCAAGUCGAGCGCCCCGUUGCCGAGCGCUCCAUCCUGAUCAAGAACUUGCUCGAGGAUCUUGGUGGUGAAUCCGACGAGUCCAUCCCCAUCCCUAAUGUAAAUGAAGCCGUUAUGAAGAAGGUGCUCGAGUGGUGCACUCACCACAAGAACGACCCACCCGCCACCCAGGACGACGACUCGGACUCGCGCAAGAAGUCAACCGACAUUGACGAGUGGGACCAGAAGUUCAUGCAGGUCGACCAAGAGAUGCUUUUUGAGAUUAUCCUCGCCGCCAACUACCUCGACAUUAAGGCCCUCCUCGAUGUUGGCUGCAAGACGGUCGCCAACAUGAUCAAGGGAAAGUCGCCCGAUGAGAUCCGUAAGACGUUCAACAUUCAGAACGACUUCACCCCCGAGGAGGAGGAGCAAAUCCGCCGGGAGAACGAGUGGGCCGAGGACCGCUAAGAUAACAAAGACCCAAGUCUCUUGACUGAAUCUUUCUUACCUCUUGUAUGCCUUGCUACCGGCAGUCACGGCGGGUAGGUUUGGGCCAUGCGCUGCUAUGAGUGGGUUUGUCUCUGGCGCAGCGGAGUUUGACGGUUAUGAAUCAUUUCUAUUUUCCAUGGGUGUGACAAGGUGACGCCCUCUUGGUAAACAUCACUAGUGGCCACUAGUCGGUUAUAAACAGUGAGGGUGCGGGUUCACUGUCUGCUGCAUGGGCAUAUCUGCACCGUUUGCAGUUUUGAUUACAGGU